GUCUGGGUUAGGCCACUUCUUGGCACCAUCAUGACUAACGCAACCAGGAAGCCACGGCAGUCAAGAGGAGUUGCCAUGCGGUUUGCUUCAAGGAAGAAUGGAACAAAGAAGACCCUUUGUCAAAGGAGGGGCAGAGGCGGUGUCAAGGCACGAAAUAUGACCAUGAGGGUCAGAAGACCUCUACAAGGUACCUUCAGAAAGAAAAUCCGAUCGUAUGCUACUCAAUCGACAAAGCUGAAGAAGACAAGAAAGGCAAACUGUUUCUUCUCUCGCUGUGGACGUAAGAAAUCGAAUCGAAGCCGGAAAAGCUACCAAACUGUGAGGCAGAGUCAAGGAAGGAGGCAGAAUCCAAAGAGAAAAUAAG
Cervus elaphus (red deer) is the source of this 364-nucleotide messenger RNA. RefSeq names its product spermatid nuclear transition protein 3-like. The transcript has 2 exons. Lineage: Eukaryota; Metazoa; Chordata; Mammalia; Artiodactyla; Cervidae. Bases 31 to 363 code for a protein of 110 amino acids. The record is from RefSeq and is a predicted model, not a curated record.